AUGGCUCCCAAUCACCAGAACCCUUCCGGCCCUCCCUACCAACAGCCGCAAUCUUUUGAUCAAUCUGGACAAUUAGCACCUCAUGGCAUGAAACCCAGAGUCACAGCAACUCUGUGGGAAGACGAAGGUAGCCUGUGCUUCCAGGUCGAAGCAAAUGGUGUCUGUGUUGCCAGACGAGAGGACAAUCACAUGAUCAACGGCACCAAGCUGCUCAAUGUUGCUGGUAUGACGAGAGGUAGACGUGACGGAAUUCUCAAGAGCGAGAAAACUCGCCACGUCGUAAAGAUCGGUCCAAUGCACUUGAAGGGCGUGUGGAUUCCCUACGAACGCGCUCUGGACUUUGCCAACAAGGAGAAAAUCACUGAAAUGCUGUACCCGCUAUUCGUCCACAACAUCGGCGCGCUGCUGUAUCACCCGAACAACAGCCAGGGUGGUCGUGCCAGUGUCGGCAAUGCCAGCAUGGCUGGCCGUCGUCCCGAGGAUGAUCCCAACUUCGGCCGCCCUGGUAUGCCCGCGCUUCCUCCGGCAAUCGGUCACCAUCACUCGAUGAACGCUCCUGUAUCACAGCCACCGCACUCAAUCGCGCCGCAGCCAACCGGUGGUAGACCCAGCAUUGACCGCGCGCACACAUUUCCCACGCCGCCAACUAGCACUUCUGGCAUGAUGGGCAUGGUUAGUGCAACUGGAUCUUAUGAUUACGGCAAUGUGCACCAAGGUACGCCACUCGGUGUUGAUGGCAACAUGACCGCUCGCUCAGUACCUACCACACCAGCGACGACCCCUCCGGAUCAACAAGGAAUUCAAUACCAGACCAGUCAGUCCGCCUACGACAAUCAGCGACAGAUGUACUCGACACCAUCGCAACAUGGUGGAUACUACGGCCAACAGCAAAACAUGAACCGCUUCACCACUCUCCAAUCCAGCCCGAACGGCGGACAGAUGAAGUCCGACAUGGGCCCACCAGGUCGCGCGGGUGUGGACGAUCACGCAGAUGGCAAAGCCCAUGACGGCUAUGGCGGUCAGCAGGACGCUGAUGGCGAACACGAUGGUGAAUAUAUCCACACCGCCACUCACAGUGCGUUCCCUGGCGCUGCAGCACAGCGCCGUCCUUCUCAAUCUCUUACUAACAAUCUUUACUCAGGACAUGUACACUCUGACCCUGCGUCUGCGCAUCACCUCUCGCCCAAUGAUAUGACACACUCUCCGGGUGUCAAUGGCACCUCCACUGCCGUAGCUGGAAGCGGCCGCGCAACUCCGCGCACCACAUCCACGUACACUGGCGCGUAUAACGCGUCGACACCACAGCGCGCUGCUACUUUGCCCUCCAGCAACCUCAACUAUGUCAUGAGCAAUGACAUUCGUGCCAAUGGUGGAACACCUGCCUCUGGCGAGUAUCCCUCAGCUGCCCAUCACCACCCUCACCACCAACAACAGCACUACCAACCGGCACCACCGCCACAGCAACAGCCAGCUCCGACCUAUGCUUCCGCCAACGGUACAGUGAUCAACAACAAUAACAAGCGCGGACGGGAUGAUGACUCGUCGUCUUACCAUCAAGACGAUGCUGCCUCAUCACUGAAGCGACAACGCAUGGACCCUGUUGCCAGGCCGCUCAGCCAGCCUGUCAAAGCUGGUGGAGCACGACGAUAA
Molecule: messenger RNA, 1650 nt
Organism: Dissoconium aciculare CBS 342.82
Lineage: Eukaryota; Fungi; Ascomycota; Dothideomycetes; Mycosphaerellales; Dissoconiaceae
Product: apses-domain-containing protein
Exons: 3
Coding region: 1-1650 (549 amino acids)
Biological process (GO): positive regulation of transcription by RNA polymerase II
Cellular component (GO): nucleus
Molecular function (GO): DNA-binding transcription factor activity; sequence-specific DNA binding
Source: RefSeq, a predicted model, not a curated record